CAAUGCCCGUGUCUUCUCUCCCUCCCCAACAGGAGCCGUUGCAGAGCUGCCCCAUGGCUGAGCCUGUCCCUCCCUCCGAAGAAGACGCGGUUGAAGCUGAAAGACUGAAAGCUGAAGGAAACGAGCAGAUGAAAGUGGAGAAUUUUAAAAGCGCCGUCUCUUACUACGGAAAAGCCAUUGAACUCAACCCAUCCAACGCUGUGUAUUAUUGCAACCGGGCUGCUGCUUACAGCAAACUCGGAAACUACGCCGGAGCAGUGAGAGACUGCGAAAGAGCCAUCAACAUCGACCCCAAAUACAGCAAAGCCUAUGGCAGGAUGGGCUUGGCCUUGUCCAGCCUCAACAAGCUCUCGGAAGCCGUCUUCUAUUACAGAAAGGCGCUGGAGCUGGACCCAGACAAUGAAACCUACAAGUCCAACUUGAAAGUCACUGAGCAGAAGAUGAAGGAGGCCCCAAGCCCAACGGGCAGCACUGGAGGGUUUGAUUUGGCUGGACUGCUGAACAACCCCGGCUUCAUGAGCAUGGCCUCGAACCUGAUGAACAACCCGCAAGUGCAGCAGCUGAUGUCAGGAAUGAUCUCAGGCAGCCAGGACCCCAUGGCAGCACCGGGAGCCAGCACCUCCCCACGUGAUCUUGCCAGCCUCAUCCAAGCAGGCCAACAGUUUGCUCAGCAGAUGCAGCAGCAAAAUCCGGAGCUCAUAGAGCAGCUGCGCAGCCAGAUCCGGAGCCGGACCCCCAGCGCCAGCAACGAAGAGCAGCAGGAAUGAGGCAGCUGGCCAGCUCUGCUCUUCAUCAGGAAGGGAUCCUUUGCCCCAAGGAGGGGCACGCUGAAGAGCCGGGCUGUUGCUGCCAUUCCUCAGUUGGAAAAGCCCACGAGGAAUGGGAUGGGGUGGGAGUCCAAGCCUGAUCCAACCUGCACGUUAGAGACUCUUUCUCGUCGCCUCCCCUCCCUGCUUCCUCCCCACUUUGCUCCUGCGUGGACUUUGCCAGGAGGCCGGUGACCGCAGACCAGCAUCUCCCCCCACCCGGACCCUCGAGGUCGAGCCUUGCGGGCUGUCGGCUGCCAUGCUGCUAGUCGGAAGAACGCUCCCCCAGAGACUGCGCCCUUCUCCAGCCAGGACAGUCCCCGUGGACCCUGGUUCGACUGACUCUUCCAAGCCAGCGUUUUCUUCUUUUAAUUGCUCCUGGCACACGGAAGCUAGGUUGCCCCUCUGUUCAGCCGCCACCUCCUCUGCAGGGAGGCCUCUCUCUCGGUGGGGGGAUCCCGCUGGCUGGCUGGCUGGGAAGGGCAGUUGGUGGGACUGGAAUUGGUUUCUGGGGACCGUGGGAGGAGGGUGUCUCUUGUUCUUUUCAGUAGGACUUUUAUGUUUAAGAAAGAUCAUGGCUAGUGUGGUGUGAAUUUUCUAUGGGCAGGUCAGGUGGAGUGCGGGCUUCUUUUGAAAAUCCUUUUCUUUGGGUUCAGGCUUGGGGGAGGUUGCCUGGCUGGACUGGCUAGCAGAGGGCAUUUCCUGCCCAGCACAAAGGGGGACAGUGGCACUCAGCUGCUUGUCCAGGAACGAGCCAGCUGCCCUUUGGGUCCUGAGCAGCCCCUGCCUGUAGCGUUUGCCUCAUGACCAGGGGCUCCCCCUCCCAUACCUGCUGCCAAGAGCACGGCUCUUGCCCUGGCAGUUGGAGCUUGCGGGGAGCCCUUUUCAGCCAAGAGCCACCUGCGUGUGUUUGUGGCUGCCCUAAUUUGAACCUGCUGAAUCUCCCAGCUCCUCAUCCAGCCAGCAGGAAGGGCCAGGUGGCAGCCCAAGGACCUUGGGGAAGGGGGGGUCACCUGCUCUCCGCCCCAUCUGCCAGAAGCUCUCCUGGAGGCCUGCCUGUCCGCCCAGCAUCAGCCAAGGUGCCCCUUGACCGGCUGGCCAAAAGCAGCAGUACCCUUGUAGUUCUAGGAGAGAAGAACAACUGGCCCGGAGCCUUCUCACAUCCACCUGCCCUCCUGGAUAGCCUGGGUGUGCCUGCCCCACAGUCUGCUAUGGGGCAAACCUUGUCAUCUGCCUGUGUCAGGUUCCUCACCCCCCACCUCCUUGCCAGAGGCUGCCGGGCAGAGGCUACAAAGCGGUUUCAGUGCUCCUGGUCUGGAAUGGGUAAGCGCCGGGGCAUGUGUGGAUUUCAGGGCAACACGAGACAGCAAGUAGAAAAGCGGGGUGGGGUGCCAACAGCUUUUCCCACCCCUGGCACCUUCCAGCACUGGGCAGUAGAGCCCAAGGCAUCGGCAGAGCACCUGGCAGGGGAAGCUGGUCUGGUGGGAGGGCGGAGCUGCCACUGUA
Messenger RNA from Python bivittatus (Burmese python), 2312 nucleotides. The record is from RefSeq and is a predicted model, not a curated record. NCBI's taxonomy places the organism in Eukaryota, Metazoa, Chordata, Lepidosauria, Squamata, Pythonidae.